This is a messenger RNA of Colletotrichum phormii, 1830 nucleotides long. Its product is annotated as GMC oxidoreductase. Lineage: Eukaryota; Fungi; Ascomycota; Sordariomycetes; Glomerellales; Glomerellaceae. The record is from RefSeq and is a predicted model, not a curated record. The coding region runs from base 1 to 1830 and encodes 609 amino acids. Gene Ontology annotation, molecular function: oxidoreductase activity, acting on CH-OH group of donors; flavin adenine dinucleotide binding. The transcript has 2 exons.
AUGCUUGUCAAGUCGAGUUUCGCCCUCGCCUCCGCGGCCCUUGUUUUGGGUGCCGCUUCCUCGUCCUCUUCGUCACAGCCCUAUGAGGAUACCUACGAUUAUAUCGUCGUCGGUGGUGGCACCGCUGGAGUAGCCGUGGCGGCUCGGCUCAGCGAGGGACUCCCUGCCUCCAAGAUCCUCCUCAUCGAGGCGGGACCCACGGUGUGGGAUGAGCCUAAUAUCAACGUUCCCGGCAUGAAGGGCUUGGCUCUGGCUACAAAGUACGACUGGAACUUCACCACCGUGCCGCAGACCAACGUGAAUAGCCGAACUUUCACAAUCAACCGAGGCAAGGUCCUCGGCGGCAGCUCCGCCCUCAACCUCAUGUCGUACGACAGGGCUGCCGUGGCCGAGUAUGACAGCUGGGAGGCUCUCGGCAACCCGGGAUGGAAUUGGGAGACAAUGAUUGCCGCCAUGAAGAAAUCGGAGAACUUUACUGGCAUCAAUACCGAUACGUACGGCUCCGAGGGCGUCGGUGAUAGCGGUCCUGUCAAGGCUGUCAUCAACCGCAUCAUUCCCGAGCAUCAGAAGACAUGGAUCCCGACGAUGAAUGCCCUCGGCAUCGAGAGCAACUUGGAGUCGCUUGGCGGAGACCCUCUCGGUGUGAUGUAUCAACCCAGCAGCAUUGAUCCGACUCAUUACAAUAGGUCUUACAGCGCCAACGCCUAUGUUCCCAUUGCCGGAUCGAACUUGGAAAUCCUUUCCGAUACUACGGUUAUCAAAGUCAACCUCGGAAAGGCAGCAAGUAACUCGACGGUUCAGACGGCCACGGGCGUCACCCUUUCAGACGGAACCAUCAUCUCAGCCCAGAAGGAGGUAAUCCUAUCUGCUGGCUCUAUCCAAAGUCCGGGUUUGCUAGAAUUGUCAGGUAUUGGCCAAUCCUCGGUCCUCAACGCCUCCGGCAUCGCCCAAUUCAUUGACCUCCCUGGCGUCGGUGAGAACCUCCAGGACCAUCUUCGCAUUCAAAGUUCCUACCAGCUUAAGGACAACUACACCUCCUUCGACAUCCUCCGCAGCAACGCCACCUACGCUGCGGAGCAGCUGGCCCUCUGGAACGCCGGAGAAGUCUCGCUCUACGACUACACCGGUAGCGGCUACACCUUCACAACUUGGGCGCAAGCCAUCGGCAACGACUCGCGUCUGGUUUCCCUCGCCAAGGAAGCCGCCGGCGAAGACCCCAGCGUCGUCGACCAGAAGAAGCUGGAGUUUAUGACCGACCCUUCCAUCCCCCAGCUCGAAGUCAUCUUCUCGGAUGGCUACACCGGCGUCAAGGGCUACCCCGCAUCGACUUCACCUCUCUUCGGCGAAGGAUUCGUCACCCUCAUCGCUGCAAUCAUGCACCCCAUGAGCCGAGGCAACAUCCACAUUAACCCCGUCAACACCAAGGGAAAGCCCGUCAUCAACCCGAACUACUUUGCGCACGAACACGAUCUCGAGGCGGCGAUCCAAGCAAUCAAGUACUGCCGUAAGAUCGCCACCACCGAACCCAUGAGAUCCAGUUGGGACAAUGAGUACGAACCUGGACUGGAUGUUGUCCAGACCGACGAGCAGUGGAAGCAGUUUGUCCUCAACACGACGUUGAGCAUCUUUCACCCCGUUGGAACAUGCUCCAUGCUACCGAAGGAGGAUGGCGGUGUUGUCGACAGCGACCUGAAGGUGUAUGGAACUUCUAAUCUGCGCGUGGUCGAUGCUAGUGUCAUCCCUCUUCUCAUUUCUGCGCAUGUACAAACUGCUGUCUAUGGCAUCGCGGAGAUUGCGGCCGAGCGCAUUAUUGCAGAUGCUCAGUACUGA